Molecule: messenger RNA, 1838 nt
Organism: Pocillopora damicornis (cauliflower coral)
Lineage: Eukaryota; Metazoa; Cnidaria; Anthozoa; Scleractinia; Pocilloporidae
Product: renin receptor
Cellular component (GO): external side of plasma membrane; membrane
Molecular function (GO): signaling receptor activity
Source: RefSeq, a predicted model, not a curated record
CCGCGAUAUAUUAUCUCGUGACCGAUUGCAAGAUGGCGACGAAGCCAAUCGUUCUUCGCUUGUUCCAUUUCCUCUUCGUUUCAGCAGUUACAGGCUUAUUAAGGAACGGGGAGGAUAGCUUCAUCAUUAGAGAACCAGGCAAGAAUUCAGAUGUAUCCAAGUUUAUCAUUGCCCACACCCCAAACUAUGUGACAUUCCUACCAAACGCUGGAGCAAUUCCCUCGAAUGAAAUUUCCGAUGUUAUGGCACUCGCCAUGGGAUUUUCUUCUACUAAGGAAUUGAGCUGGGGUGGUUUGCUAGCAGGAGAUGUGUUCCGACGACCCAAAGCUAAUGUGCUGAUUACGGUUGAUGGCGUUACAAAAGAUGACAAUUUUGACCUACCAGGAAGGGCUGCGUCAUAUCCCGUAGCAGAGUUUGAGGGUGUUGUGAGUUUGGCUGGAAUUCUGUCCACGUCAAGAGCCACACACGAAAAUCUUCCGACGCGCGUGGCCAAUGUGUUCGGUGGCAAGUCACUUACAGUUUCCAUGUCUGGAAGUGAAGUGUUGGCGGCUGCUGGUCAUACAAUAGGCACAAAUAGUUACACUUCGUUUUGGAAUCAGGCCGAGAACAAGUUUGAACAGGCCGAAGAAAACACCGUGCAAGGUCUGGGAGACUUGAUAGUCACCAAAGACGAGAUAAUAAAAAGACUGGAGAAGGCUGACUUUGGUAAAGGUGUAAAGUUUGCUCCAAGCACCAAGGAAUUUACUGUGUCAGUGCCUUUGAAAGGAAAUGCUGUCUUCAACAUGGAAAAGAAGGAAGAUUUUCUACUCUUCGCUGAGGUCGAUGCCAUCCUUCAAAUAAUAGAGAAGCUGAGCUCUGAUCCUAGCCUUGUGCAAGAUGGCGUUCCAGAUGUGUUCACUUUGGGUCUCUCUUCUGUUAAGGGACUUCGCCGUCGCUAUGGUGACCAAUCCUUACAGGCAGAAGGAGCUAUUCAAUUUUUGAAGGACUUGAUUCCCCAGAUUGUGAAGAAGUUCUCUGAUUUAUACAACGGAAACGUUCUGGUGGAAGUUUUGUCGUUGCAGUGGCUUGGUGAUCUUCACACCAGAUACCCACGAGAGGUGCACGCCGUCUAUCAAGAAGUUGAACCUCACCUGUUAUCACAGUCAAGGGACCUUUUCCAUGACCAGCUUCCCUCUGUUACGCUCAGGCAUGAUCUGGAGGAACAAGCGAAACAGUCGUUGUGUGAGUCAUUGCAUAAUAAACUUCUUUCGGUACAGUCUGCACUCAAGGUAUAUUGUAAUAGAAAGCCCAGAAUCCGGCGUGCAGUGGACAGUGAUCCACAAUACCAGGCUGGUUCCGACACUGAUUUGGGCAAAGUAAACUUGGCCACCGAAUACUCCGAGGACUAUCCCAUAAUAUUCAACAUCUCGUUGUGGCUGCUUGUAGUUCUAGUCAUCUCCUUAUAUGUAAUAUGCCUAGUGAUGUGGUACAUGGAUCCGGGACGUGAUAGUAUUAUUUAUCGCAUGACCAGUCAGAGAAUUAAGAUGGAGUGACUCGGUGCUCAAAGUGGAGAAACUCUUGGCAACAACAGAAUUAAAACUGAUUGACACACAUUUUGAGGUUAAACAAACUGAGUAGUUGAGUAUCUUAUGCAGCAGUGAUGGAGAUGUCAAGUAUUUUCUUCUUCUACCGAAUGGUAAUUGUUUCCAAAGUACGAUCAUUGCGAUGAUUUUUGUUUCAAGGUUCAGGUUGAUUCAUUGGGAGACGAGAUUACAUUUUUUUGUUUGUUUGUUUGCAGUUACUCUGGUUUUUAUUUUGAUAAUAUUUUAGAGGUGAUGAAAUUAAAUGUCUUUCAAUUA